AUGGCAUCUCAGGUACUUCUCGCUCAAGGCCUUCCACGAGGCGGCCCCCAUAGGCAGACAUGUGACGUCGUCCACCCAGACGAUCUCCGAAGGGCCUUUGCUGUGGACAUGUCCCGCAUGUACAGGGAAGAAGUCCCCCUAUACGGUGACCUGAUACGCAUCGUUCAAAGCGUCAACAAGCAGGCAUUUGCUAGCUCCGUCAACCCAGACACCCUCGAGCGCUUGACCCUUGAGCGACAUGGUGCCAUCCGCCUGGGAACGCCCUCCGAGCUACGCACUGUGAGUCGUAUCUUCGCCGUGCUCGGCAUGCAGCCGGUGGGCUACUACGACCUUUCCGCUGCCGGCCUCCCGAUGCACGCGACCUGCUUCAGGCCGGUCCAAGUCAGCUCCCUAGCGACCAACCCAUUCCGCGUCUUCACCACGCUCCUGCGGCCCCAGCUGAUCCGCUCCCAGGAGGCCCGGUCCCUGGCGAAGCGCAUGCUCUCCAAGCGCAACAUUUUCAGUGCCGAGCUGAUCCAGAUGCUGAGCACCGCUGAGGAACAGGGAGGACUCGACCCCGAGCAGGCUGGCAUCUUCAUCCACGAGGCUCUCAAGACAUUCAGCUGGGCUCCCGUGGCCGCUGCGACGGCGAAGGAAUAUGAGCUCCUCAAGGCACAGCAUCCCAUCCUGGCCGACAUUGCCUGCUUCAAGAUAGCCCAUAUCAAUCACCUGACCCCGCGAAAGCUCAACAUUACCCUGGCACAGGCGCCCAUGCUCGAGGAGGGACUGCGUGUCAAGGAUAGGAUCGAGGGCCCGCCCCGCCGGCGCUGGCCCAUCUUGCUGAGACAGACGAGCUUCUUGGCGCUAGAAGAGGCGAUCAAGUUCAUCAGAGACGGCGAGGGUGACGAAAAGCAGGAUCUGAUUCAGGGCUCUCACAAGGCUCGUUUCGGGGAGAUUGAGGAGUGUGGUGCCGCCGUCACACCCGCCGGACGCGCCUUAUACGACAAGCUUCUUGCCAUUGCAAUGGAGAAGUCGGCGGGACAAGACUCCUCAGCCGCCGACGCAAUCACGGAAUCCGUAUUUCAGGAGUUCCCGGACGACUGGGCCCAGCUUCGCGCCCGCGGGCUGGUCUAUUGCGAGUACGAGUGCACUGGCAAGGCCGUGCCAGACACCAUGGCAGUCGACUUGGACCUGGACCUGGCGGACAGGUCGGCCGUCGUGGAGGCCUUGCUGGCGCAGGGCGUGCUGGAAACGAAGCCCAUCACGUACGAGGACUUUCUCCCCUUCUCGGCUGCGGGCAUAUUCCAGUCCAACCUAGGUGGCAAAUCCACGCAGAAUGACCUGCCAAUCUUGUCAGGCUCGAGUGACCAGCAUGGGCUGGCAGCGGCAAUGGGCCGGUCGAUUCUGGACUCUGAUGAGCUGUACGCUGCCGCUGAGCAAGGGAGUCUGAACUCGUGUCUCCAAAAGCUGGCUGCGGGCUACAAGGCCUGA
Emericellopsis atlantica is the source of this 1470-nucleotide messenger RNA. RefSeq lists its product as uncharacterized. The transcript has a single exon. Bases 1 to 1470 code for a protein of 489 amino acids. Gene Ontology annotation, molecular function: oxidoreductase activity. Lineage: Eukaryota; Fungi; Ascomycota; Sordariomycetes; Hypocreales; Bionectriaceae. The record is from RefSeq and is a predicted model, not a curated record.